GGAGUUCUUGAGCAUCAAUUCAUCCCCUGCUUCAGUUUACUUCUCGAAAUCAAGUCUAUCUACUUCAAGUCUACUUGGUCAACAUAUCACGACCUUCAACGUCGAGAAUGGCAUACAAGAAUCCUCUUCUUUUGGCGACGGCAAUUGCGCAUGGAGUGCUGAGCUUGGGACAUACUACGAAAGGCCUUGAGCAAUUCAAACAUCCCUCUCUCAACACCCUGCCUAAAACCCUCCUUGGUGCCUGCAAGGCAGGAUGGUAUGAAGGCAGCAUCUUCUUCGCCAUCAUAGGCAUUCUCAACUACAAAUGGUCGCAAACCGGCCUCGUCGACAUGUCGGACAGGCUCAUCGCCUCCCUCAUCUCCGUGCUAUGCUUGGGGGCUGGCGUCAGCUAUUACCGUAGUGGCGACAAACCGUCGGCAGUUACGCUCUCGCUAGUUGCUAUUUUGCAGGGGGUUGGUGCUAGAAUGGGGACUUUGUAGAUUCAUGGGUUUGUUGCCUUUGGGGGACAGGUACAGAGUGGUCAAUUGUGACAGAAUUUCAGAGAGACAAGUUCAGAGUUGCAAGAUCUAGCAACAGGAAAGGGGUAGAAGAGUUGAGCG
Molecule: messenger RNA, 599 nt
Organism: Lindgomyces ingoldianus
Lineage: Eukaryota; Fungi; Ascomycota; Dothideomycetes; Pleosporales; Lindgomycetaceae
Exons: 3
Coding region: 108-479 (123 amino acids)
Source: RefSeq, a predicted model, not a curated record